Penicillium paradoxum is the source of this 1557-nucleotide messenger RNA. Its product is annotated as sugar porter family MFS transporter. The coding region runs from base 1 to 1557 and encodes 518 amino acids. Gene Ontology annotation, molecular function: carbohydrate:proton symporter activity. NCBI's taxonomy places the organism in Eukaryota, Fungi, Ascomycota, Eurotiomycetes, Eurotiales, Aspergillaceae. Gene Ontology annotation, biological process: carbohydrate transport; transmembrane transport. Gene Ontology annotation, cellular component: membrane. The record is from RefSeq and is a predicted model, not a curated record. The transcript is spliced from 2 exons.
AUGCUGCCACGCUUCCUCGGCCUUCGAGGCAAUAGCCUCAAUAUUGCAGCUAUCCUGGGUGUUCUCAUGCCCGGAAUCCUCACAGUGGGGUAUAACGCAUCGUUACUUGGAGGGGUUUUGACACUUCGGAAUUUCGAAGAUCAAUUCCCCGAGAUCGACAUCGCCGCUGCCCAUGAUCGCUCCCAUGCGUCCACAAUCCAAGGGCUUGUUGUGGCUGUGUACACAAUAGGAGGGCUUUUUGGAACAAUCUCCUGCAUAUGGCUAGGUGACGUAUAUGGUCGACGACGGACAAUUAUGGCAGGAUCUAUUGUCCAAGUCAUUGGCGCAAUUUUGAUGACUUGUGCAUUCGCUCUCAGCCAGCUCAUUGUAUCUCGGGUGAUCCUUGGCUUUGGCACUGGUGUUAUUCUAGCCACAAUCCCUCUCUGGCAAUCUGAGAUAUCACCUGCCAACAAGCGCGGUGCGCAUGUUGGCAUGAAGGGUAUAUUCAGCGGCUUCGGGUGCGCCCUUGCGCUUUUCCUUGACUUUGGCAUGUCUUUCACAAAAGGCAGCGUGGCGUGGAGAUUCCCAUUUGCCUUUGUCGUGUUGCUUUCUCUCGCUAUUUUGGUUUUCAUCUUCUACCUGCCGGAGUCUCCCCGAUGGCUGAUUCGACAAGGCCGAAUCUCUGAGGCGAGAGAAGUCCUGGCCGCUCUGGAGGAUACAUGCCUUGAUGAUAAAACCGUUGAGGCAAAGAUCAAGGAUGUCCAAAUCUCGCUGGACCUCGCGGGCAAGAAAUCACUGGGGCAGAUAUUCCAUAUGGGUCCUCAGAGAAAUUUCCACAGAGCCAUGCUUGCUGCCGCAGUGAUGUUGUUUAUGCAACUCACAGGCUCUACAGUCAUUACCUUCUACACGACUGCGAUCUUUGAGAAAAAUCUCGGGCUCGGAAACUCAACAUCCACCGUCCUGGGCGCAGUCUAUCAACUAGUCGGUCCCAUCGGCGGAGCAUUCUGCGUGCUCAAAAUAGAAAAGCUCGGUCGUCGGGUAUUACUUCUAGGAAGCGCGAUUGCAAAUGCCGUUUGUCUAGCCUUGGUAGCUGGCCUCGGAACCCAAAGUGACAACCCUGUCGCAAUGCGCGGCGCUGUGUUCUUCAUUUUUCUCUUUCAUUUCGCCUACAUCAUCGGCUUCGGCGCUAUACCAUACCUCUACGCCACCGAGGUCGCACCCUUGCAUCUACGAACGACUAUCAAUAGCUUCAGCAUCAGCAUCUCCUGGGCUGUCAGCGUCCUGCUCACCCUUGUCACACCCAUCGCAUUCAACAGUAUGGGACAAACAUACUUCGUCAUCUUCGCGGGUUGUAAUGCGGUUAUGGUGCCUAUCAUAUACUACCUGUUUCCUGAGACCGCUGGACGAACUCUCGAGGAAAUGGAUAAGAUCUUUGCCCUCUCGACGGGCUCCUUGGACGUGGUUAAAGUUGCUCGGCGUCUUCCACGUGGUCAGCCAAUCGAGUUGGAGAUCGAGAAGGAGCUCGAUCCCAACUUCAAGUGCCCCGAGCUUCAGCUCCGUGAAGUAUAUUCUCUUUGA